CCGGUGCCGCCAUGAGGGCUGUGCUUUGGGACCUGCUGCUGCUCUGCCUCUUUGCCCGGGUGCGGGGGGACUGCCGGGGGGACUGCCUGCGCUGCGACCGCCACCUCUACCGGGACAGCUUUGACGUCCUUGUCUGCAUCCUGGAGUGCGAAGGCGAAGCUGUGCCUCGGGCCACCUGGGAGCUGUGCGCUGCCGCCAGCCGAGCCGCCCCAUGGCCCCACGACCUGCAGGACGCUGGCGAUCCCUGGCAUGGCGCGGUGCCGGCGGUGCCGGUGAGCCCGCUGCAGGUAAGCGAGCUGCUGCGGCGACGGGAAGCCGAGGAUGAAGGCGUCGAACCGGCACCAGGCGCCUUCCCGCAGCCACCUGAGGACAUUUCCCGACGGCUCGGCAGUUUCCCGCGGGGGAUGCGCAGCUCGCGGCCGGCACCGACAGCCAAGGGGGUGCAGAAGCGGUACGGGGGCUUCAUCGGGGUCCGCAAGUCAGCGAGGAAGUGGAACAACCAGAAGAGGUUUAGCGAGUUCCUGAAGCAGUACCUGGGCAUGUCGCCCCGCUCCACGUUCCGGCACCGCAUCCCAGCACCUUCUGCCAGGCACAGGCAAAAUUAACCCUGCUCCUGUCCACCCCAGCAGCCUCCAUCCUCUCUCUGACGGACCCCAAAGCGCUUCAGACUCGCACGCGUUCAGAAAUCACUUUGCUCUUCACUCACUAAAGCCAGAUUUAAACCAGGACCCGACGAAUUUCGGCCUCCGCCUGCGACAGGAGCGAGAUGCCAUGGGGAGGGCGGGGAGGGGACCGCGGGGGAGCGGGCAGAAAUUUAAACAAAAUAAGGAAAAAAAGGGAUUCUUUCAAAAAAAAUUGGAUUUGGGGCUUUUUUUCUUUUAUCUUUUUUUGGGUUGGCCACUGUGAAAAAGCCACCUUGGAUCCAGCAGAAAAUAAGCCCCCACCCCACAUUCCCAGUGCCUUCCCUGGCAGCGCUCAGCAUCCCCCAGCCAGGGCUUAUACCUUCACAUGGGAUUUAUUUCCAACUUUUCGGAUGGGGGAUGCCAAGGGGUCGCAUCCCACUGUGGCUCCAUUCCCAGCCGCCACAGCAGGGACCGGCUCCUGCCCCAGUGCCCAAAACGCACCUGGGAAACAUCAGUUCUUUUUUUAAAUUCUUUUUCCCUUUUCUAAAAUGUAUUUUUCCCUUUUUUUCAGUGUUUUCCCUCAAGUUUUGUAAAGCCUCUGGGGUUGACUUCUUUGCUCAGCAAUACAAACCACGCGCAUGUUUUUGUUGCGGCCCCCCGCCCCCCCCGGCAUGCAUCGUGUCCCAGUCCCCACGCUGGGACGCGGGUUCCCCCCCCCC
Messenger RNA from Falco peregrinus (peregrine falcon), 1342 nucleotides. It is a transcript of the gene PNOC, whose product is annotated as prepronociceptin. The transcript is spliced from 3 exons. Gene Ontology annotation, biological process: chemical synaptic transmission; neuropeptide signaling pathway; sensory perception. The record is from RefSeq and is a predicted model, not a curated record. Gene Ontology annotation, molecular function: opioid receptor binding. Gene Ontology annotation, cellular component: axon terminus; dendrite; plasma membrane. Lineage: Eukaryota; Metazoa; Chordata; Aves; Falconiformes; Falconidae. Bases 12 to 605 code for a protein of 197 amino acids.